Molecule: messenger RNA, 1093 nt
Organism: Neurospora hispaniola
Lineage: Eukaryota; Fungi; Ascomycota; Sordariomycetes; Sordariales; Sordariaceae
Exons: 3
Coding region: 17-688 (223 amino acids)
Source: RefSeq, a predicted model, not a curated record
GUUUUCUUCCCUCAACAUGUCACUAUUUUCCUUCUUCCUCUUCUUUUCCUUCCAUCUUCAACGGCCCGAGACAGAAAGGAAUAGAGGAACCCGGAAAGGCGCCCCUUGCGCGCGUCCACCCAUCUUCCACAUUUCCACUACAUGUGUGACCAUCACACGUCUAAAUCUCGAUUGUGGCUCGCAGCCUGCGAACGAAUUCGAACAUCACUGGGCGCCACGAUUUUUACUGGUGAAAAAAAGAAAAGCAAAUGGGGUCGGGAAAUCCAAGAGGGGGGUGCAGAACUCGGAACACCAGGAAAAGCGCGAGAUUCGUCGUUAUCACCGUGGCUUGACCACCAACACUCGCAAACCUCCACGCCCACAAGACAUGCUUACACCACCGUUGAGGAAUGGUGCGAAACCCCUCUUGUGGUUUCGUUACCGUAUGUGGUUCCAUGGAACAGGAAAGAUUAUCUUCGUUAGCCCGGUAUAUGUCAUGGCACGCCGAGAAUCCUUCGCUAUUUCCGUCUCAGCCGAAGUGCCAGCCAGCAGUUCUGAAGAGUCGAUAAUUGACAUGGAGAUUACGGAUCUCGAUGCAUUUCCCAUCUUUCGGCCAAUUUUCAGUCUGGUUGCAGAUGCUUCCUUGCUUCCGUCUCUGGCACCAAAAGAACGGAAUGGCCUGUUGGCCACCAAGAUAUUGAACCACUGAACGUUGAAGCCCCCGUAAUUUGAAGGCGAUGGGACGUCAUUCGGUGAAAAACAAUAAUCCUUUGUUCUGGAAGUUUUCCAAAGGUCCUUCCAUCUCUUUUCUUUUGCCGAUCUGCCGACCUCUGACUUCAGUUCUCCCCACGGAGAUCCCGCCUUUGAAAAGGCGAUAUUUUUCUCGUCACCGUACAUCAGUCAAGUUUCAGGUUCUAUUCUCGAACUUUCGUAUGGGUCAGUGUGAUACAUGUCAUCGUCCUGCAUCCUCUGACUUCAUGCCAUCUCAAGAGCCACGUACGUUGAUUGGCAUCGAGAUGAAAGGCCUCCCGCCGUCAGUAUCAGGCUCUCCAGAUCUACCAUCAUGCCAUGUACCUAUAGACCAUCACCAGCUGUACACUAGAGCUUCAACAAG